Molecule: messenger RNA, 1059 nt
Organism: Schistocerca piceifrons (Central American locust)
Lineage: Eukaryota; Metazoa; Arthropoda; Insecta; Orthoptera; Acrididae
Product: myrosinase 1-like
Exons: 8
Coding region: 1-1059 (352 amino acids)
Biological process (GO): carbohydrate metabolic process
Molecular function (GO): beta-glucosidase activity
Source: RefSeq, a predicted model, not a curated record
AUGAUGUUACCAGCAUUUUUUGCAGCCCUGUUAGCUGUUAGCCUUGCGCAAACAGCUGUCAACCAGUUCCCUGAUGGUUUCCUCCUGGGAGCUGCCACCUCUGCCUAUCAGAUAGAAGGCGCCUGGAACGAGAGUGAGAGCAUCUGGGACUACAUGUUCCAUGAACAACCUAUUUACACGACGGACGGCGCCAACGGCGACGUCGCCUGCGACAGCUACCACAAGUAUGAGGAGGACGUGCAGAUGCUGAAGGCCAUCAACGCUACUGCGUACCGGUUCUCCAUCUCGUGGUCACGCGUGCUACCCAAGGGCGACCUCAGCGUCAUCAACCAGCCAGGCAUUGAUUACUACAACAACCUCAUCAACGAGCUGCUCGCCAACGGAAUUCAACCUGUGGUGACGAUGUACCACUGGGACCUUCCCCAAGCGCUGCAGUACCUCGGUGGGUGGGUUAACGAGAUCAUGGUCGACUACUUCGCGGACUACGCCAAGCUGCUCUUCGACAAUUACGGAGACAGGGUGAAGUGGUGGAUCACGUUCAACGAACCCGUCAUGAUCGUCUGGGGCUACGCCAUAGCCGGCGUGCCGCCCGGCCUUCCGGCGACGGGCGUCGGCGACUACCUGGCGACGCACACGCUGGUGAAGGCGCACGCGCGCGUCUGGCACCUCUACGACGAGCAGUACAGAGCGACACAGAACGGUUCUGUGGGAAUGACAUUUAGCAGCCUACAUUACGAACCGUAUACAAACUCUACUGAAGACAUAGAAGCAACUGAGAGACAAAGACAGUUUAAGAUUCCACUCGAUCAGUCAGCCGCAGGGUUCAGAAAGAUACUGAACUGGUUGGUUGCCGAAUACCCUGGAUACCCCAUUUUCGUCUCGGAAAAUGGCCUAGGCAACGACGGUAGCGUCGGUCUGAACGACACGGACAGAGUAGAGUAUUUUGCGGCUUUCCUUCCUGCCCUUUUGCAAGCUGUGAACCUAGACAACGUUCCCGUGGUCGGCUACACGUGCUGGAGUCUCAUGGAUAAUCUGGAGUGGCAACUGGGAUACUCGUGA